Daphnia pulicaria is the source of this 801-nucleotide messenger RNA. RefSeq lists its product as uncharacterized. The record is from RefSeq and is a predicted model, not a curated record. The transcript is spliced from 2 exons. NCBI's taxonomy places the organism in Eukaryota, Metazoa, Arthropoda, Branchiopoda, Diplostraca, Daphniidae. The coding region runs from base 89 to 709 and encodes 206 amino acids.
UUCACUUCGACAGUGUCUUGCAGCUCACCACCCGUUCAAGACUUCUCUUUCAGUUCCAGCCGAGCUUAUCUAUUUUCUUCAAUUCAAAAUGCAUCUUUCUCUAUCCGUACUUGUUGUCUUGUUGGCUUACGUUGCCGCUCAAGAUUAUCCUCAGUACCUCGCUUACCGCAGUCCUUACCAGGCUCCAUUUUAUGGAGAUGGCGCGGAACCAGCAGUAAUUAACGCUGAAGACCCACGACUUUUCCGCCCGACGACAACCACUACAACGACGCUUACUGCCACUUUUACCUGCACAUCUUCCAUCGCAACUCCUUGCCGCAAAAGACGCGGAAUUUUGUAUGCCGGAGAAGAAGAAGAGCAAUUCCCUAUUGCCCCAUCAGCAGUUGAAGGAGUUGAACCCACUCAAGUCCCCAGCCGAGAUGCUCGCGCUGCUGAUCCUCAGGUGUUGCUGAUUUCAGCUCCAUUCGCCUACCAGCAGCCCCAGUCAGGAUUCCACAGCGAUUCUUACCAAUAUCGCCCUGUUGCUCUGCCUUUCUACGCCUCUCGAAACCAGCAACCAGCAGCCAUUGAUGAUCAACGCUUUUUACUAAAUAGCCUCCAAUCCGCUAUAACAGCAACUGUGACCUCGACUGCCUUUACUAUCACAACUUUCACCUUGAAUCCAACUUGCUCUGUCGCCGGCACGAUUGCCCAAUGCCCGACUGCUUAAAUUUGGCGCAUUUCAGAUUAUUGUUAUUUGCUUCCAUUAUGAAUCGGAACACGUUAUUUGUUCCCUAAUUUAAUACACAUUCUUACAGCAUC